UGUCACGUUUCGGUUGAAUUUAAUUCGUGCCUUUGCAGCUCUAGUAGAAAAUCAUUGAUUGUUAACCUUCAAAUAACAAAUGUAAUCGACGAUGUAGUGCCUGGACCUAGUGGAACCCGUGUUUACACGAUUCUGGUUUGUCGAUUGCGCCGAACUUAAGUGUCGUUGCGUUUACGGCAGAGUUUACGUCAGUUGCGUUUACGUUUUAAAUCGAUUCGGCGAAGAUUAGAUGCUGUGAUUGGCGGAGUUUGCCUCCAUGACGGUUUCCCGCGUUACUCUAACCCCACGUAAGGCGUAACUUCGCAUCGCGCGCUUGCCGCAGCCAGACAAACGAUAGCGAGAAAUCGUAACUGCUGAAAACUUUAGAUCCAGAAAGAAGCAAAAACGGAGUAUAGAAAAAUGUCGCUGCUUGACGACAUACAGCUUAUUGAAGAAGUCAAAAAAUAUCCGCUGCUGUUCGACACUAAUAUUAAAGGUUAUAAAGAUAAUGAAACGAAAGACGCAACGUGGGUGAAAAUUGCUUCGGACCUCCAGGUAAAACCACAGGAAGCCAAAAACAGAUGGCGAAAUUUGAGGGACCGAUUUGUGCGCGAAAAGAAGUUAAUAUCAUCUGAAAGUGGCACUGAUAAAGCACAGAAAGCUGGUCCCUGGCCUUUGCUAGAGCACAUGUCGUUUAUGUGGAAUUUCAUCAUUCACAGGCGUAGAUAUACCAUGAACUCCGUCAAAAAUGAGCAAAAAACUUAUGUACCUAUUGCCCCAAAAAGGGACACAGCGGAAUGGAUGAUAUCUCUGGACUGUGAUGACAAUAACAAAGGUCUCCGCAAUAAAAAUGAUCAAGACGAAUCAAAGUCCAAAAGACAAAAGCUUCUUUCUUGUCAGGAACAAUCUAUGGAAGAAACACCUGAAUUGUACCAUGUUUCCGACGACACACGGAGUCACUCUCAGAAGACAGAGCAAUGUAUCAAUUCACAAUCUUACGUAGCUGACGAACAGCAUUACUUUUGCAUGUCAGUAGCGGAAACGUUACGCAGAUUCACUCAGCGACAAAGCGCAGAGGCAAAGCUAAAAAUUCAACAAAUUUUAUUUGAAACUGAGUUUAGCAAUGCUAAUACUGCUUUUGAGGAUGCCUUCAUAGAUGCGCAUUGAAUAAAUCCAAGAAAAACAAGAACGACAAACGUUUUGUGAGCAAUCGGUAUGUCUAUUAGUUUAUUUAAUUCUUUCAUAUCUUUGUGAACGUGCACAUAAAGCAUGAUUGCCUGCAGGAGUAGACGGUACGUUGAAUGUUGCGUCUCAAUGUAUACUGGUCAAAAUCAUAUAAGAUCUUGCUCCAUAAUGCAGCAUUGAAAAAUUUUGCGAGUGA
This is a messenger RNA of Diprion similis, 1360 nucleotides long. RefSeq names its product transcription factor Adf-1-like. Gene Ontology annotation, molecular function: DNA binding. The transcript is spliced from 3 exons. Gene Ontology annotation, cellular component: nucleus; transcription regulator complex. The record is from RefSeq and is a predicted model, not a curated record. NCBI's taxonomy places the organism in Eukaryota, Metazoa, Arthropoda, Insecta, Hymenoptera, Diprionidae. Gene Ontology annotation, biological process: regulation of transcription by RNA polymerase II. Bases 400 to 1146 code for a protein of 248 amino acids.